UCAACUUCUUCGGGCCUCUCGUAAAUGUCUAUUUUUGUAGUUGUAUCCGUCUCUAACGCGGCCCUUUUACUAUAAAAAUCCCCAAAAGGCCCAUUUUAAAAUCGAUCUUUAUAUCCUCUACGUCGUGCCCUCUUUUUUAAACAAUGUCGUGCUUCAAAUCCAAAUACGCCGAUGAGCUCAUCGCCAAUGCUGCUUACAUCGGUUCUCCAGGGAAAGGUAUUCUCGCCGCUGAUGAAUCCACAGGGACCAUCGGGAAACGUUUCGCAAGCAUUAACGUCGAGAAUGUUGAAUUAAACAGACGUGCUUUACGUGAGCUCUUGUUCACCACUCCUGGAGCUCUCCAAUACAUCAGUGGUAUUAUCCUAUUUGAGGAAACUCUCUACCAGAAAACAGCUUCAGGUAAACCAUUUGUUGAUGUAAUGAAGGAAGCUAAAGUCCUUCCUGGUAUCAAAGUCGAUAAAGGAACUGUUGAGCUCGCUGGUACAAACGGAGAAACCACAACCAUUGGCCUCGACGGGCUCGGAGACCGUUGCAAGAAAUACUAUGAAGCCGGUGCACGUUUUGCCAAAUGGCGUGCCGUUCUCAAAAUCGGGGCCAACGAGCCUUCCGAGUUAGCCAUCCACGAGAACGCUUACGGUCUAGCGAGAUAUGCCGUCAUCUGCCAGGAGAACGGUCUCGUCCCCAUCGUGGAACCAGAGAUCCUCGUGGACGGAUCCCACGAUAUUGAGAAAUGUGCUUACGUCACGGAGCGUGUCCUCGCAGCUUGUUAUAAGGCUCUUAAUGAUCACCAUGCGAUCUUAGAAGGAACGCUCUUGAAACCAAACAUGGUUACUCCAGGCUCCGACAGUAAGUCUAGGGCGGAACCUAAAGUGAUCGCAGAGCACACGGUCCGUGCAUUACAGCGUACUGUCCCCGCAGCGGUUCCAGCCGUUGUGUUCUUGUCUGGAGGACAGAGUGAGGAACAAGCAACUGUGAAUUUAAACGCCAUUAAUCAGCUCAAAGGUAAGAAACCAUGGAGCUUGACGUUUUCGUAUGGACGUGCGCUUCAGCAGAGUACACUCAAGGCUUGGGGAGGUAAAGAGGAGAAUGUUGAGAACGCUCAAAAGGCGUUCUUGGCUCGAGCCAAGGCUAACUCGGAGGCAACCACUGGUGCCUACAAAGGUGAUGCUCAGCUCGGUGAAGGUGCUUCUGAGAGCCUUCAUGUUAAAGACUACAAAUACUAAAAAAAGUAUUUUGGGGAGGGGGGUGGGGUAUAUAUAUUAUCCUGGUGUACAUAAUUUUUUUUUUUUUUUGCAAAUAGUGAUGAUGAAAUCCUUAUCCAGGGGAAAUUUUGUUGUAAUAAUGAUAUAUAUGCUUUGUAAACUUAAUUUAUUGAAAAUAUGUAACUUACAUAUUAACAUCUUAAUAAAAUAACAUGUCUGGUU
Messenger RNA from Brassica oleracea var. oleracea, 1424 nucleotides. Its product is annotated as fructose-bisphosphate aldolase, cytoplasmic isozyme. Gene Ontology annotation, biological process: glycolytic process; fructose 1,6-bisphosphate metabolic process. Lineage: Eukaryota; Viridiplantae; Streptophyta; Magnoliopsida; Brassicales; Brassicaceae. Bases 144 to 1223 code for a protein of 359 amino acids. Gene Ontology annotation, cellular component: cytosol. Gene Ontology annotation, molecular function: fructose-bisphosphate aldolase activity. The transcript has 3 exons. The record is from RefSeq and is a predicted model, not a curated record.